GUUUACGUUUGUCGUUUGUUCUGUGCUGUGGCACGCUUCGCUACACUUUCGGCGCGUUCAUCAUUAAAUUAAACGAUUUUAAUAUGAGUGAAAAGGAAAAAUCCCGCCGCAAGCGUGCCUCCAGCGAGCCGGAAGGUGAAGACCGUGCGGACACACGCAAAGAGCCAUCGGAACCGGUAGUGCCGGAAGAAAGCAACGAGCCCGAAGGCGAUGAGGAUGAUGACGGUGGCUGGAUAGGACCGAUGCCAUCGGCGGCGGCACAGCCGAAAAAGAGGAAAGUGCUCGAGUUUGAGAAGCUGUACAUCGAAAACCUGCCCGAUGCGGAGUGUUACGAGAAGUCGUUCAUGCACCGGGACACCAUCACCCAUCUGGUCGUAACGAAGUCGGAAUUCAUCGUCACCGUCAGCGUGGACGGGCACGUGAAGUUUUGGAAAAAAAUGGAACUGGGCAUCGAGUUUGUGAAGCACUUCCGGAGCCAUCUGGCACCGAUCAACUGUUUGGCGGUGAACUGUAGCGGCACCUAUCUCUGUACGGCUUCGGUGGACAAGAGCAUCAAGGUGUUCGAUGUGAUUAACUUCGAUAUGAUCAACAUGCUUAAGCUGGAGUAUGUACCGUAUCGGGUGGAGUGGAUACAUCGGAUGGGGGAUGUGAUUAGCUACCUUGCUGUUGCGGAUCAAGAUUCACCGGUAAUUCGCAUCUACGAUGGAAAGGGAACAAACACACCGCUGCACACGCUGGAGAAGCUGCACACCAAACCCGUGGUGAUGAUACGCUACAAUCCCACGUUCGAGGUGACGGUUUCGAUCGAUAAAGCCGGCAUACUGGAGUACUGGUACGGGCCGCGGCAUGAUUUUAAGUUCCCCGCCAAGAUUGUACACUUUGAGUCGAAGCUCGACAGCAGCCUGUACGAGUUUGCGAAGAACAAAACGAUCGUCACCUCGCUGAGCUUUGCGCCGGAUGGGAGGAAGUUUGCCACCAUGUCCACCGAUCGGCAGGUGCGCGUGUUCGGCUUUCUGAGCGGGAAGCUGCUGCGCGUGUACGACGAAAGCUUGGCGCGGUACAGCGAGAGCCAGCAGCUGUCGCAAACGCUGUCGAACAUGGAGUUUGGCCGGCGGAUGGCGAACGAGCGGGAUCUGGAGAAAUCGGACGCGUUUGCUAACAUGAACGUAACGUUCGACUAUAGCGGACACUUUAUACUGUACCCGACGAUGUUAGGCAUUAAGCUGGUAAACAUUGAGACGAACCGGUGUGCGAAGAUUAUUGGCAAGAACGAUAACUUGCGGCCGCUCAAUUUGUCUCUAUUUCAGGGCAAGGUAAAGUUCUCCAAAGCGGCCACCACGCUCGAGCAGGAAGCGUCGGAAAAUAAAGCAGCACAGGCUAUACCGAACGACCCAACGCUUUUCUGCACUGCGUACAAGAAACAACGGUUCUACCUCUACACAAGACGGCUUCCGUCCGACCUGCAAGACAUGGAGCGCGAUGUGUUCAAUGAGAAACCUUCGAAGGAAGACAUCAUUUCCGUUACGGAAGGGCAGGGCGUACAAAAGAUCUACGACAAUGCGGUACUGCACACGACGAUGGGUGACGUUCACCUGCGCCUGUUUGGCAAGGAGUGCCCGAAAACGGUGGAAAACUUCUGCGUGCACAGCAAGAACGGGUACUACAACGGGCAUCUGUUCCAUCGUGUGAUCAAGGGCUUCAUGAUACAGACGGGCGAUCCGACCGGCACCGGUACCGGUGGCCAGUCGAUCUGGGGCGGUGAGUUUAAGGAUGAGUUCUGCUCCACGCUCAAGCACGAUCGUCCGUACACGGUUAGCAUGGCCAAUGCGGGCCCGAACACGAACGGAAGCCAGUUCUUCAUUACCGUACUGCCGACGCCAUGGUUGGACAACAAGCAUACAGUGUUUGGGCGUGUGCAUAAGGGUAUGGAGAUUGUGCAGAACAUCUGUAAUGCCAAGACGAACCCGAAAACCGAUAAACCGUACGAUGAAAUUCGGAUCAUUUCCAUCAAUCUGUCGUAAGAACUCAAAUUUUAAGAAACAAUAAUCAAUAAAAACGACGAAAGAGACAACUUAAAA
Anopheles coluzzii is the source of this 2078-nucleotide messenger RNA. Its product is annotated as peptidylprolyl isomerase domain and WD repeat-containing protein 1. Gene Ontology annotation, biological process: protein peptidyl-prolyl isomerization. The record is from RefSeq and is a predicted model, not a curated record. The transcript has 7 exons. Gene Ontology annotation, molecular function: protein binding; peptidyl-prolyl cis-trans isomerase activity. NCBI's taxonomy places the organism in Eukaryota, Metazoa, Arthropoda, Insecta, Diptera, Culicidae. The coding region runs from base 84 to 2021 and encodes 645 amino acids.